AUGGGCUCACGGCCAGCCCUCGAACACGCCCACGGCACCACCGCCCACAAUGCCCACAACGCCGUGCCGCGCCCGCACAUGGCUUCCUCCCUCUCCGCGCCCGCCGGCAAGCUCCCGCGCCUGCUGCCCGCGGACCUGUCCGCCUACAGCGACGCCCUCCUGCCCUCGGCCGCCAUCCCCACCUCGGCCACGUCGCUCGCCGAGCUCGCCCACCUCAUCCGCCUGCAGGGCCACCAGGAGCAGCGCAAGGCCCACUCGCGCCUGCGCCUGCACCGCUGGCUGGUCUCGAGCGCCCUGUCGGCCCGCAUGGUCCACUGCGGCGAGCUGGCCUACCGCACCCUCGUCGACAACUUCCGCUCCGACGACAAGAAGAGCUUCGCGCACCUGUACAACGCCCUCAACGACGUCCGCAGCUCGUGCGAUGCCACCCGCCAGUACGCCCUGCUGGAGCCCGACCUGCAUCUCGGACCCGCCAGGGCCGCCGUCAAGACGGACAAGGCCUCUCUCUCCACCUUUGUCAGCGACGUGCCGGCCAGGAUCCUCGACGACCUGCUCGGCUUCAUUUCAGAGCUCCGCACCAACCCCGAUUUCCUCGCGGCCCGAAUCGCGAGCUUGUCGCAGCAGGAGCUCGCCGCGCUCUCGUCGUUUCGCCAGGCCCUCGAUCCCGUCGAGUCUGUCAUUGCCAUCACCGGCGCCCGGGCCAAGAACGCGGCUGCGAGCAAGCCCAGCCAGAGCGGCCCCAGCCCGGUCGAGCGCCUGCUGAGCUUCCAGCGACACGACCCGCUCGCCGCCCUCGUCUACACCAUCUUCGCCAACUCGUCUGGGCCGGACUCGGCCGAGGACCUGCGCCGGACCGAUGUGUGGGCCGCGACGUGCGCCAAGAUGAUCAGGGAGAACAAGGCGGGGACAGACAGGUUUGUCAAGACGGUCCUCGACGUCUGGGCCAGCAUGCGGGAGUGGCCGGGGAAAGCCAACCUGGAGCUCUACCUCACCCAGGCCCUGCAGGACGGCCAGUUCCUGCUGGAAAAGGCCGAGGAGCAGCCCGCGCGACAAGGACAGCCGCCGCCGCGGACGACCAAGGACACCAUCGCCGCGGACGAGUUCUUCGACAAGGCUGUGAAGCGCCUGUUUGAAGUCGUCGACGACGAGCCGAGCGCCGGCGGCAUUCCGGACGGCGUCUUGGAAAUCGGGAACGCUAUCCUGCGCAAGUUGGACGACGAGAGAGGUGCCCGCCGGGGCGCCCAGAUGUUCUUCGUCUCGCGCUGGCUGUUCACCACGUACCUGAUGAACGCAAUCAUCCACCCCGAGGCACCCACACACGGCAUCAUGAUCGAGCACCACAUCAGCGAACACGCCCGCCAGAAGAUCCUCAAGGAGAUUGCUGUGCGCGCACAGAAACACGUCUUGGACCUGACGUACAAUUGGUACGAGCUUUGCUUUGGUUUCCGCCUCUUCCGGGAAGCUAACUAUGGUCACAGGAAGCAGCAAGUGCCUGUUCUUCCCGAGAUCCGCACGCACAUUGAGAGCAUAAUAGCCAGGUUCAAGCACACCAAGACAUACUCCAAGCCCAUCCUCCUGCCUGCAAAGGCCAUUACCUCUCCGCGAGAGACGGUCGAAGUGCAGCCGUUCAUCGUGCUGUGCCCGUCAGACAUCAUCACCCUCGUCAACACACUGUUCCCCGAGCGGCGCCCGUCGUCGAGCCAUCUGAACAAGGACGCCGAGCGCCGCGGUGGAAUCGCCUCGUCUGCGUCCUCCAUGUCUGGAAUCUCCAUGCCGUUCCGCAGCGCUUCGGCGGCGACGGCGGCGACGGCGGCGACGACGGCGACGACGGACGCAAGCUCGAUCCUGAGCGCGAGCGCAUCAUCCAUGACCAGCGACACUACCUCGCGGGAGCCCCUCUUGGACACGGACAAUGUUGAUCUGGGCCGGCCUGUGGGAGAAGCAUACGGCGAAUCAAACAUUGCGCCUAGCGAGAGCUACGGGCGACACCUGAGGAUGGCGUGCUCCGAGAUGACGCGCAUCCUCGGUGGUGACGCCACCUCUGGCACAUGCCAUCCUUGCAAAGAGCGCUGGGCGGUGCUGUACAUUUCGGCUGACGGCAAGCACCUCAAGCCGCGCAUGCGCAAGGAUGCAGACGACGAAGACGAGCACGACGAGGACUCGCACGACACGGACAGCAGCGACGACGAGGGCUCGGGAGCGAUCGACCUCGAGAACGACUACCACCAGCUGAAGGAUGCCAUCGCCAAGCUCGUCGACGAGUACGAGAUACCAAAGGAGCUGGCGCCCGACAGCGAGUCCAAGAGCUUCAGCAACCGCAUGACGACGCGCAAGGCCGGCAGAGGCCGUGGCCUGGGCCGAGUCGCCAGCGAGUCCUUUGCGUCUCGCAACCCCUACAAUCAACCGCAGGCUCAGACGCAGAGCCAGCUCACCAGCCUGAUUGCGAGCCAGCGCAACGUCCCAGCGCGGCAUCGCUCACCGCAGCAUGCACGGAGCAACAGCAACCCACAGAAUCCAAACGAGCGGCAGGAGAGCAACUCGGUCCUGGUCACGAUGCUCGAGUCGGCCAUGCUCCAAUGCCAGGCUCGCUCCGACUUUGUCAGCGCGCUCAUGUACCACAAGACGCUGGCCAGCCUCCGCAGACUGAGCUCGCCCACACUCGUCAAGAACGGCUAUGCGGCGCUGCUCAACUACUUCUCGCGCGGCCCUCGCGAUUCGCUCAGCAAGGCCGCCAACGCCAUUGAAGAGUUCGAAGCCUGGUUCGUCUGGUUGAAGCAGUCUCAGGAGCGGGCCGACGGCAUGAUUGAAGAGAUGAUGGUCGGGUUCAAAAAGUUGCGCGACAAGAUGUGGUACAUUAGCGACGUCCGGGGCUCGAAAGAGUACGAUGACGCCAAGAACGUCGCCCUCGCGCUCAAGAUCAUGGGCCAGCCGACCAAGACGCUGGACGGCAAGCCCUUGCAGGCGCCCCGCGCCCGCAACCACUCCAAGUCGUCCUCGAACAAUUUCGCGCUGAGGAACGAGGCCCAGCUUGUGGACGUCAUGGCUGCAUCUCAGGACUUUGGCGGGCCGAACAAGCUGUCAGACGAGCAGUCGGAGAUGACGCUGAAGUGGAUCAAUCAGUAUGGCAUCGAGAACUUUUGCAAGGGCGAGGAGCGCAUCCACCGCUUCUGCCUCGAAAUCGACAAGUGCGUCAACAAGAUCGUGGCCGACAACCUGAUGGAAGGCCCCACGCUCUGGGCCAGCGACUUGUACAAGCGCGACCAGCAGAUCUUGGACAGCGGCCGCCAGAAGGGCGAUCUCUUCCUCACCGGUGUCGGGACGCUGUCCGUCGCCGGCGACGACGAGUAUGAGACUCACGGUCGGCCUGGCUCGCGGAGCCUCGACUUUGCACAGCGCCCCAGUCACAGCAGCCUGCGCUCGGCUGCCAACCGCAACGUGUCGGGCAACUUUGAUCAGAGCCCCUGGGCCACCAGUCCCGUUGACUCGCACGACUACUUUGGUGGCUCGUCACCACUCAUGGCCAUCGACUCGGCCACGACCUUCUGGUCGCCGUUCCAGACGCAGGCUCAGUCGCCGACGAGCGCCGCCAGCAUCCGGCCGCGCACUGCAUCGUCCUCCAAGGGCACGGUGAUGCUGAAGCAGUCGGCAAGCGUCAACGAGGAGAAGCGCCGCUUCCUGCUCGACCUGAAGCAGACGCUGACGGGUCUGCUGCUGAGCGAUCUUGGCACCAUGGUCUUCGCCGCCGGGAGCGAGACGGAUUCUUGGUUUGGCGGUGACAUCCUGGAAGACUGCAUCCAGCGCAGGGACGAAGAAGAGCGCAGGCGCAAGAAACAGCUUGCCAAGAAGAAGAGCGUCAAGAGCCUGCGCAAGCCGACCCAUGUCGAUCAACGCAAUGUGCCGCUCGACACGCUGGGGAGGACCGAGAGAGGCCAGGCUGCACCUCCUGUCGCCACGCUCCAGCACGCUGCGGGCUCUGAUGCCCAGCACUCUGCAGGCGAGCAUUCUUCGACGUCGAGCGACGCCACAUCGCGGUCGGCAGGCGUGGCUGCCAAGAAGGCUGGCCUGCUCGAGUUCCCGUACAACGUUGCCUUCCGACGGUUGCUGACCAAGUUUGCAACGCACCCGAACCCCUACACGAAGCUCCACGCUCUGUACGAGCUCGAGCUCCUCAUCAUCGCCUCCCUCUCCUCUCGCUCGGCCCGCUCCUACAGCAGCCGCCGCGAGACUCUGCCCACCGUUGCGCAGUCGCCCACCCUCGGCGCAGUGCCCGAGUACAGCUCUCGCGAGCCCGCAGCACAGCACUCGCGCGCCCAGAAUCUCGACGAGGCAAUCGCAAACUGCUCCGAGCGCCGCGCAUACACCAUGGCCGGCGACCGCUCCUCCCCCGUUCCCUACCGCAGCGACGCGCGCUCCCCCGUCGGGCCCCCCAGCACCGACAUGAUUGUCGAAGUCAUCCAGAGCCUGCUCCGCGACGCCGACGUGCGGCCCAAAUCCCUCUUCCGCGACCUGCAAUACAUUGCCUCGUUCGUGCCGGCGACCAUGCUCGACAAGACCGAGCGCGGCAAGGCGUUCUGGGACGUCGGUCUCGCCGCCCUCGGGCUCAAGCAGGACGUGUGCCGGAUCAUGGUCGAGCUCGUCGACGAAGUCAUCAACGCAUCCAACACAUCACGCGCCGCAACCCUGCAGCAAUCCAGCGCCGAGAAACCCAGCUCCCGCACAGGCACCCCCGCGCCAGCACCACAGCCCCGCUACACAAUGCAAGACGCAGCUCGCAUGCUCCUCAUCACCGCCAAAGAAGGCGACGCCGUCGCAGAGCGCGAACUCGCCAUCUUCUACCUCACGAGCCCGGAGCUACUGCACCGCGCUGUCCUGCCGCUCACCCGCCCCAGCGAUGUGUUCAAGACGGAGCUGCUCAACCGCGAGAGGAAGGCGAGCCAAGAUCCGCAGCGCAGCGAUCCCAUGACGAUGUGUGUUGCGCAGCAUUGGAUGGAGCAGAGCAUGCGCGGUGGCGAUGGGCUGGCGGCCAAGUAUUUGCGGCAGAGGAGCGAGCUUGAGAGUAUACCCAGUCGCGCCUAG
Messenger RNA from Didymella exigua CBS 183.55, 5076 nucleotides. RefSeq lists its product as uncharacterized. Bases 1 to 5076 code for a protein of 1691 amino acids. The transcript has 3 exons. The record is from RefSeq and is a predicted model, not a curated record. NCBI's taxonomy places the organism in Eukaryota, Fungi, Ascomycota, Dothideomycetes, Pleosporales, Didymellaceae.